AUGUCCAGCAGCCUGACACAAGCGCCAUCCACGAGGUUCAAAGAGCAAGAGGGCGAUGAAGAGCUGAGUGCAUGGAAGCGGGAGACGCGCUACUACCUGCUCAAGGACGUGAACUCGGCUGUCGACUAUACAGCGCAAGAAUUGGAGCGUAUCGACUUCAUCUGGGGUCGCAUCCGCUCGGACCGAGGUGCUGCAUCGCCCGCCAUCAAGGCCGAUAUCCGCGUCGAAGGCCACCUUGUGGUGUUCACCAAGGUGGAACUCAAGCUGACCAAAGCCCAGCGCAAUGCGCCGAUCAACAGCACACUGCAGCAGUAUUGCGUACUGAACCAGAUCCUCGAGUUCCACGGCAUAGUGCAGAGCCAAGUGGGUAGACUCACCGCAAUAAAGGAAUUUUUGAACGUGCAGCGCCACGACCUGCUGAACGACCAGCCGAACAACGACGACGUCGAGGUGUAUGUGGAGAUUGUACAGCGCACAUUCCAGAGCUUGGGUCGCAUCUGUCAAGAGCUGCGUAACGCCGCCAACGUCCUACGGCUGCCAAGUCGUCGCCGAUUCCCAUACUGCUCUCAUGUCGACCACAGCUUCAAGCCUGCUCUUCCGUCAGAAGUCAUCGUGGACUUUUCCAUCCACCGCGGAGAAUUGUUGGUGGAGGCUUUUAGUCUGAUGGCUACGCAAAAGUCGAUCACAAACAUUCCAGAGGGCUGUGCAUCGAGGAAAGAGUUCAUCGGUUGCGUUUGUGCAUUCCGUGGUCAAAAAGUUGAGAUUGUCGAGUAUGCGCGGAUCUCGGUGCCGAUCCCGCAAUUAGAGGAAAUGCUGGUCCACCUCGACGAGCAGAUCGCGUGGCUGGUACAUGUGCGAGAUAACGUCAAAGCGUUGCUCGACUGCCAAGAUCUGUAUUAUGAUUACUACUAG
Molecule: messenger RNA, 912 nt
Organism: Phytophthora nicotianae INRA-310
Lineage: Eukaryota; Oomycota; Peronosporomycetes; Peronosporales; Peronosporaceae
Exons: 7
Coding region: 1-912 (303 amino acids)
Cellular component (GO): RAVE complex
Source: RefSeq, a predicted model, not a curated record